AUGUGGCAUGACAAAAGCCACUUUGCAGACAUCAUCGAGUAUAUCAAGAACACACUGAGCAGGGAGGAGCUGCAGCAGCUGCUGGUGGAAGACGAGGCCUGGGAGAUACUCAUGUCCAAGGCGGAAUUGUCCAGUGAGGAGGCACACGCGCUACGUGAAGUCCUGGCCAAGUGUAGCGCUGACUCAGACAAGGACCCAGAGGACAGAGCGUGCCGAGCAGAGCGGCAGGCGAGGGAGAGGUUUUUGAGGGAGUUUCCGCAGGUGAAAGCGAGGCUGGAGGAGAAAAUAGCAAAGCUGCACGCCCUGGCGGACAAUGUGGGCAAGGUGCACCGGGACUGCACCAUCACCAACGUGGUGGCUUCCUCCACCGGGACCGUCUCUGGUAUUCUGAGCAUUGUCGGCCUGGCUCUGGCCCCUGUGACUGCAGGGGUCAGCCUGGCACUCACAGCCACCGGGAUGGGACUGGGUGCAGCUGCUGCCGUGACUGGUGUCUCCACUGCCAUUGUGGAGCACGUAACCAGAGCAUCAGCGGAGGCCGAAGCUGGCCGCCUCACGUCAAGCAGCGUCAACCAAGCGGAGCUGGUCGCAAAGACUGUGGGUCAGAGUGUCCCCAAAGUUAUCAAUGUAACCCAGAAGUUCUUUGAAGUCCUGGAAGACGUCGGGAAGAAUGUGCACGCCAUCAGGGUUGCACGGACCAACCCCCGCCUUCUGGCCAGUGCCAAACGCCUCAUGACUGCAGGGAAGAUCUCAGCCCGCAGCACUAGGCAGGUACAGAAAGCCUUCGGGGGCACUGCUCUGGCCAUGACCAGGGGAGCCCGCAUUGCAGGUGCAGCCACCGCUGGGCUCUUCCUUCUGUUUGACGUGGUCAGCCUUGUCCAGGAGUCGGUCCACUUGCACCAAGGUGCCCCUUCUGAGUCGGCUCAAGAUCUGCAGCAGCGGGCUCAGCAGCUGGAAGAGAAGUUGGCGCAGCUCAUGGAGAUCCACAGGAGCCUGCAGGAGGACGCAGCUGAGUGA
Messenger RNA from Ochotona princeps (American pika), 1014 nucleotides. RefSeq names its product apolipoprotein L2-like. Gene Ontology annotation, biological process: lipoprotein metabolic process; lipid transport. Bases 1 to 1014 code for a protein of 337 amino acids. Gene Ontology annotation, molecular function: lipid binding. NCBI's taxonomy places the organism in Eukaryota, Metazoa, Chordata, Mammalia, Lagomorpha, Ochotonidae. The record is from RefSeq and is a predicted model, not a curated record. The transcript is spliced from 3 exons. Gene Ontology annotation, cellular component: extracellular region; membrane.